Molecule: messenger RNA, 1398 nt
Organism: Olea europaea var. sylvestris
Lineage: Eukaryota; Viridiplantae; Streptophyta; Magnoliopsida; Lamiales; Oleaceae
Product: IQ domain-containing protein IQM2-like
Exons: 8
Coding region: 146-1177 (343 amino acids)
Source: RefSeq, a predicted model, not a curated record
AUGGGUCAUGGAAAUUGUUAUAAAUACAAUCCUUGCUCCUAAACUCAACUCGACUCGAGUCAUCUUUCUGCAAGUCUCUUACGCUGCUUAAAAUUUCGAUUAUUGUUUCGAGUUCUUGGUUGUUCGGACUUUAAUUCCAAUUAACAUGGGGCUAUCAUGUUCAUGCCCAUUUUCCGCUUAUAAUGACUUGGAAGCUGUCAUUGUGAACUCACUUAACUUUGGGAACGAUGAAGAGAAAACUCCGGCUCGAUCUGUCAGCUUCAAGGGCCAAGAUCCUGAACUCACAAUAUCACGAUCUAUUGGUUCGGGGAAAAUGUUGCUGGAAGUAUCUGUUAGCUUUCGAAAAAGGGAGCACAACUUAUUGGGUAUGCAAGCAGAAGGUCAAUCAGGUCGUAUGAAGGACAAUGAGACUGUUAAUGAAUCGUGUGGAACAGAUCGCACCGCGGAUCAAUUAGCUGAUUCUGCAGUUCUUGUUGAGCAGAGUUGGAAGAACCUGUUAGAUCUUGUAGAACUCAAUUACAAUUCAGUGUCAUUCUUCGAUCUUUUAAAGAAAGAGAGUGCAAUUUCCCGCUGGUCGAGAGCAGGAAAGAGAGCUGCCAUGGUUGGGAAAGGCUUAUCCAAGAAUGAGAAAGGUCAGAAACUCGUUUUAGAACAUUGGCUUGAGGCAUUUGAUGUGCAACAUCGUUAUGGACACAAUCUUCGAUUAUACUUCAUCAACUGGUUUCAUUCUUCAACGCUGGAACCCUUCUACUACUGGUUGGAUAGAGGCGAAGGGAAGAAUCUAAAUCUUGUCGAAAAAUGUCCAAGAUCAAAACUUGAGAAGCAGUGCAUCAAAUAUCUUGAUCCUAUGGAAAGGAAGGCUUAUGAAGUUAUAGUGGAAGAGGGGAUGCUAGUCUACAAGCAGAGUCGAGAAAUCCUUGACACCACCGGAGAACCCCAGGGCGUCAAAUGGAUAUUUGUACUCAGCACCUCCAAGGCAUUUUUCAUUGGCCCGAAAAGAAAAGGCGUAUUUCAUCACUCUAGUUUCUUGGCUGGUGGAGCCACAUCCGCUGCAGGGAGGAUAGUCGUUGAAAAGGGUGUAAUUAAGGCAAUAGUCUUCGUUCUCGUUUAUACACCUUUUCUUACAAUUAUACACAGCGCUUCACGGUCAAAUAAAUGUUCGAAUUUUGUAUUUUGACAGGCAGUCUCGCCUCACAGCGGCCAUUAUCGACCAACUGAAGAAAAUUUCCAGGACUUCCUAUCUUAUCUCAUGGAGAACAAUGUGAAUGUUACAGAAAUCAAGAAAUCGGUGGAUGAAGAAGCACUUGGGCAAAAGGAUCGUCUUCUGUUGAGAAAUAACUCAUUUGAUAACUUUCCCGAUGAUAUAUUAGUGAUACAAGAUGCUAACAUUGAAGAGUC